GAGAAGUUUAAUACGAUGGCGGCUUUUUUAGGAGUGUCUGUUAGAAAUGCGACGACUUGUGCGGUGGACGUGAAAUCAAUUUGAAGAAUUUGUUGUGGCACAGACUGUCAUCACUCUGUAUCAGCACAACUCAAGAUGGCCGAUUCAUCGACAGCAAAUAGCAAACUUGAGCUGAGGCAAAAGUUGGAGAACAUGAAGAAGGCAUAUGCCCAGACUCUUCGCAAAGUACAGAAAUCUGAGAAGGCCAAGAGAACUCGAUCCCAUGUGCAGCGAGUCAUUGCAGAGCAAAGCCAUGUCAUUAGCAAUGAUGCAUCCCCUUCAUGUACACAUAGACUAAGUAGAAGAAUCUGUGGUGAUGGAGAUGUAACUGGAAGACCUGAAAAAUUGUCAUCUUCAGAAACUGGAACAGCAUCUGAAGAACGAGUUAUUAACGUAGCAGUCAACAAGGAUGAAGGUUCCAAGUCCACAAUGGCUACAAAACGGAUGCAGAGAAAGCGACGCAGUGUCUCUUUCAGCAUUCCCAAAGAGAAUGCAUCCACGAGGACUCCCAUUGUUGACGCUCGGGUGGGGGACACAGAUAGCCAUCUUGGAAGUUCCGAGGUUCAGGACAAGCAACAGUCCAAGAAAAUAGCAGCUGAAAUUUCUCAAAAUGAACAUGUUGUCAGGGCAUCAUCAUCGUCAGUGCUCUCUGAUGGCAAGGCUAGAGACAUGAGUCGGCUUGAUGAGAAAGUUACAUUGGUUGUUCCGGAAUCCCAGUUCACAGAACCCUUAGACGAAAGUUUAAGUGAAAGAAACUGCACUCCUGCAACAACUCCUCGGGAUUUACCAGUUCUUGGUGGUUUUCAAGGGAAUGUCAUUCCAAGUGGAAAUGGCAACCUGAACAGUCCUCAAUCUGACAUCCACUUGCCAAAAUCUGCUUCUCUGGGUCCGAACAAAAUGAGACCAAGUGACCAAUCGCAUCCAGCCAAUGCCCAAUCACUCUCGGGAGAUAACAGCAAGACCAAAGAUGAACAGAAACGGUCCCCAAAUUCUUGUCAAAGUUCCUCCAAGGUUAGAACCAGGAGAGCCAAUGGGAACAGCAGGAGGCGUUCCAGGGUGCCUCGUGAGCUGACUGCCGCCGACAUCAGCUUCAAGGAGGUGGUGGAGUGUCAGAGCACGGAGGAAGGCAGUCACACGUGGAUCGAGGGAAUGAUGUAUCCAGCGGAGUACUACGUCAGGCGCACCAGGAGCAUGACUUCCAGUCAGUGCUCCCAGAGUCAGAGUAACCUCGACGUAGCUGACUCUCAGAGAUACUGGGAUAAAGACCCAAGAAUGAGAGCUAAGGGAAAGGGUUCUUCAACUGGAAUCUCUGGAUCAUAUAAGGAUUCCAUGUCACAAGGGACUGGUACUCUUCCAUCAGGUGUAAAUUCUCUGACAGAAGCUAGUGAAUCUGUUUCCAGGACUGAUUCAGACUCUAUGAAGUCCCAGUUAUCACAGUCGCUGUUGAAAGCUUACCCUGGCCAGUCAGCGCAGAAGUGCACUGACAAAAACGUGAGUGGUAGCGUGAAACCAACCAAGACCUCAAGAAACCAAAGACUACAGAGAAAACGUGGUGCGACGUCUGUGUUGUGGACUGAUACCAAGGCAAAAUCAAGUAUUCAAACUGACUCUGUGGUUAAAUCAGUUGGUGAGUUUCCUGCUGGCCAACUGCUUCUGACUGUUGCAAAUGUCAAGUUACCUCAAACUGAAUUUGCGCUACCAGAGGAGGACUACGGAGCAUUGAAGAUGGUCAAAUUGCAACGUGGCCCAUCUUUAGACAUCUCAUCACGUACUUUAGACUCCAAAGGUCAACUAGAAGGCAUACCAGACCAUCUUGUGGAGAGUCAGUCCACUUGCUUGGUACCUGUGGUCAAAGAUGUUGCGAAGACUGACCACCAGGGAGUUAUUCAACAAGAGAAUUCAGAUAGCGAGUCCUGCUCAGCCCUGCCACUCGCAAAGGCUCUGAAUUGUUUGGAAACAAUGGAAGCGCCUAUCCACUUUUCAAGUCCAGGUUCCAUGGAUAGUGGCAAAGAUGAAGCAACUGUUCCCUCCAAAAUGACAGCAUCAAGUAAAGAAGCCUUGCAAUCAGGAAUGAGUCAGUGUAAGGAAAUUGCUACCUCUAGAAAUGCAAAUCCUGCCAAAGAUGGUUCUUCUGCAAGCCGUUAUAAGAAUGUAGGUAGCGAUAUUGUCGGGAGACAAACUGCAAAACCUCAGGGCAGGGGCGUUCUAGAGAGCCAACUUUCACCGACACAAAACAAGGAAGACCGUGGCAUGGCAUUCCCCGAUCCUGGCUGCACCCCGGGAUGGUCCCCUACUUGCAGUCCAGGCGUUGGGCAUGAGGUGACUGGGCCUGGAGAUCUGCCACUUUCAUCUCGAGACAAAACAGGCUCCCGAAGAUGUCAGAAUGAAGAUGAGCUCAAAGGUCUCAUGUCCAAAGAAAAUGUAAACAUUAAGCCAAAAACUGCUUCCAUUGACGAUGUUUCAAAAUGCAACAAUUCCCCCCUGUCUGGCCCAAAAAAUUGUGGCUCACAUCUGCCUAAUACUUCUCCUCCUCAAAGCUCCAAAGUCAACAAUCAAUGCAGUUCUUGUGGAAAUGUAAGGCAGUCUUCUUUAUCUGCUUCUCCAACCUUGCCUGGACCUUCUUGUCAGGAUGAUACUUCCAAAAGUACAAGCAGACUACAAACAGUUCGCAGAAAUCCUGCAGCAGAGCCUUCAACAGUUGACGUGAAUGCAGUGGAUGGUAACGUCACACCGCCUAAUGCAAUCCAACGCGUCCCUGUCGAUCCAAGAGGCAACAUCAAACAGAUAUCCCCCUUUGCGGGCGUGGCCACAGGAACGCCUCCAGGGAGGGCGGAGGAGCCGAUGUCGAUGUCUCAGUGUGUAGUGCAAAUCUCCGGUGAGGAGGACGACGAGACGUCAGAUGAGAGUGGGAGAGGUAGCAGACAGGAACUGGCCCUUGCUGGAUGCUUACAGCAUGAUCUGCCAUGGGAGGCCUUACCCACAGUCCGAGACGUGACAGGUAGUUGGAUGCACAUGAAUGGACAGGACGUUAGUCUCCUUGCCAUCCUACAUCAGCAUACGCUGGUUAUCUGGUGGACCAGCUCAGACACACAGGAGUGGCAGAUACUGAAGUCUUGGGUCUUGCCUGAGGAGGAGGAGUUCCUUUGUGUCAGGUUUAUGCCUUGCAGUAGACACGACGUGAUGUCAUUGGUGGUUGCUGGUAUCUUUGGUACAUGUGGUGUCAGGAUGUUGAACUAUGAUACUGUGACUGAGGAAAUGCAACAGAUGGAUGUGAACCUGUCCCAUUCCUGUGAGAGUCCAGUGCAGUAUCUACUCUGUGUAACUGACGAGGAGGAAUUUGCUGUUGCUGUCAAAGAUGAUACGAGCAGUGCACUGUUUCUGGUCAAUGCUUGCAUUGAAUCAAGAAAUGUGCAAACAGUGAAAUUAUGGACUGGAAAGGACACAUACCUGACCUCACUGUUACAAGUAGAAGGCACAAAUGGAAUGCUAAUGGCUACAACAGCACACAAUGAUUUAAUGCUUUGGAAUUGUAAGACUGGAGAGCUGAUAAAGGACAUCCCAAUGAAGUCCGUUGACGGCAGGAGUCGUGCUUCAUGCCUGAAAGCAGUAGCAGAAUCAGGGUUGUUAUUCCUCGUCAUAAUCUUCCAUGAUGACGUCGGCGAGCAAGAAGUGCAUUGCAGCCAACCUAUCGGAGCUACCAUAGUGUUCAACCCACUGACGGAUAAGAUGGCAACAUUGGUAGAGUAUCAACCUUCUACUGAACACACACAUGCCCGCCUCGCCGAUGCUGUUAUACACAAGCACAGCUUGCUGGCUAAACUGUCGGAUGGAAGUCUUCACCAAUGGGACAUCUUCUCAGGUAACCUCAUGAAUUAUUCAUCACUUCAACCAGCCAAUCACAGUCUGAGGAGCGCCCAUCUCUGCAGGUCUGAGGUAGUGUUGCUAGGCACUGACCAGUGCCAGCAGGUAUACGAUGCAUACUGAGGCAACCUCAUGAAUAAUUCUCUCAUCCAACCAAUCACAAUCUGUGGUUUCCCAAACUCAAAUCUGCAUUCCAGUAUCAGUCGAUUUUUUAUGAAUCACUGAUGUAGUCAUGAAUUAUUCAGUAGUUUAUUCACCAAUCAGACGUCUGAAAAAUGCUCGUCCAUGUUUAAAUGGUUGAAAGAAGUGCCUUGUGCUGUGAUAAUCGUCCAGUAUUAUUGUUGCUUUGAUGAGAAUGUUGUUCUUAUAAAGUGUUAUUAUGGUAAGAAACUAUUAACAAAGUCUUCAAUAGAAUACCAUGGUACAGUGGUUACGGUGUUUAACUCAUGUACAAUGGUGCCUGGGUUCGAACCCUGCUAGGAAAAUGGUGAUUGUGCCCUUGGGCAAGACACUUAACUACAA
This is a messenger RNA of Patiria miniata (bat star), 4422 nucleotides long. RefSeq lists its product as uncharacterized. The coding region runs from base 136 to 4023 and encodes 1295 amino acids. Gene Ontology annotation, biological process: double-strand break repair via homologous recombination. The record is from RefSeq and is a predicted model, not a curated record. Gene Ontology annotation, cellular component: nucleoplasm. Lineage: Eukaryota; Metazoa; Echinodermata; Asteroidea; Valvatida; Asterinidae. The transcript is spliced from 12 exons. Gene Ontology annotation, molecular function: DNA binding; protein binding.